UCACCGAAAAUCAGUUUGCUUCGAGUUGUCCAAGCGCAAGUGCAGCAUCAAAUCAAAGAUACAGACAUGGCCCGUGCCGUAGCUCUUCUUCUCCUCGUUGUAGCAGUCGCUACUACUAUUAAUGCCGGUCCCGCUUGUGGCCCAAACGAAGUGUUUAACAGCUGUGGUUCGUCAUGUCCGGCUACCUGUCAACAUCCAACACCUCCCGUCUGUACACUGGCCUGCAUUCCCGGAUGUGACUGCAGGGAUGGACACGUGAGAAAUUCUUUAAACCAAUGUGUACCUCUUCACAGUUGUUAAUCGAGCAAGCAUGAUUUCAAAAAGCAACAACAAUAUACCGGAUUAAAAAACCAAGCGCAUCUGAUGUGGAUAUAUAAUUAAAAUUUUGUUUCUAAUCAUUUAUACGUAUGCUUUUACUAAUACUUAGUUUAUCUGGAGAUGUGAUUGUUAAAGAUAUCGAAUAGUCUAUAUCUGGUGUGAAGAUACUACAUCGCAUUGUAACAGAACAGUAAUACUUUAACAGUUCGUAAUAAAACAUAACAAAUACAUUA
Molecule: messenger RNA, 551 nt
Organism: Pseudomyrmex gracilis
Lineage: Eukaryota; Metazoa; Arthropoda; Insecta; Hymenoptera; Formicidae
Product: chymotrypsin inhibitor-like
Exons: 3
Coding region: 67-300 (77 amino acids)
Source: RefSeq, a predicted model, not a curated record